Molecule: messenger RNA, 4109 nt
Organism: Cercospora beticola
Lineage: Eukaryota; Fungi; Ascomycota; Dothideomycetes; Mycosphaerellales; Mycosphaerellaceae
Source: RefSeq, a predicted model, not a curated record
ACACUCGUUUGACCCACCACGAACAUGCCUUUUGCGAAGCAGAGCAGGCCCAAGUUGACCAAGACACGGAGCAGUGAGAACACACCAGUGUCUGACAGCUUCGAUGCCUACUUCGGCAGCAACCCAUCCCGCCGCUCUUUUGCCGAAUCGAAGAACGGAGGCCACCCGACACUGCCAAGGUCAUUGACUUUGCCAGAGGACACAAACCCAGCACCGUUCUCGCCAUCGAUCCACAAGUAUCGCUUGCCGAAGAGAGCCUCUGCUUCCACAUUGAACAUGGAUGCAACGAAGAGCCCUUCCACUACGACUGUGAACAGUGUUGAUACCAAAAAGGCUGGAAACGAGGCAUGUCUACAGUCUCCAAGAUCGCCAGGCCUGGCAGAAAGCAUGAACAAGAUCGACGUCGAACAGGCCAUUCAUCUCCUGCAAGAAUUGAGGAAAUCCGCUUCGCCAGAAGAACUCGUAUCGUUGCACAAAGCUCUUCUUCCCACCAAAGAGGUCUCGUCGGUACAGCAGCCUCCGCUGUCCUCAAUCGAUGAGCACUCCGCAUACUCCUCUUACUCAGGCCGACCACGAUCGAUGCGCCCUCCAGGACUGGCCACUCGUGGCAGUUUCCUUGAAGAUCCACUCAGAUCACAGGAAGAGGAAGCAGCGAAAACGCUCAAGCAAAAGGAAUCCAAGGAGCAGCACGGAGCCUGGUUUCAAGAGACCAUGUCCGCAGUUCACGCGCGAACUAUGUCAAUGACGAGCACAGGCACUGCACCAGAAUCCGCCUACAAUCGGACCAGUGGUGCUUUUGGCCUCGGCACUUUGCGAAUCAUCAAUGGCGGAUGCGCAUCACCAGAGCCGGCUUCCAGAUCUAAUACCCGGUCGGUGUCGAAUCCUACAAUCACGCAUGAUGAAAGUCCGCCACGAACGAAACCGGGAAGACGCUCAGAAGAAGCGCCUAUGCCGGCAGCGGAGACACGACUUCGUCUUGAUAUUGCUCGCCGCCACAGCCAGAAUUCGACUGGUUCACCGACGUGCUCUCCCCUCAUGCAACGUCGACAGCAGCAAUGGGGACUGCGUACUUCUCAGCCAAUUCGGGAUCUGGCGAGCGUUGUGCGACCAGAUGCGCAGAAACCUGAAGAGGUAGAAGUAAAGCCUGCGCAGCAACAAGAAGCUGUUGGUGAGGUCCAGUCUGCCAACAACGCUGCAAGUGAAUAUCGUGCAUUGAUCGGAAGUCCUCGAUUUGAACAGAGAUGGAAGCAGAGAAGCAGCCAUUUGGUUGUGCAGCCAGUGCCCAAUCUGCGACACGAACGGUCUCAUGAACUAUCAGCAAGUCCCGAGCGUUUGCAUCCUGUCCAGUCCGACGAUCUCGAGAACGGAACCAAAGCUGCUGAAGGCCCUUCGCAAGCACUGAAGCAGCUCGAGGCGCCCGUCGCAGAUGCGGUCGAGCAGGAGCAACCGCUGGCCCACGACGUCGAAGGAAUCUCGGCAGCUAUGGACGACACAAACUCCAAUGCGCCGCCUAAAUUCUCGUUCGAUGAAUUACCGCGACCAAAGAUUGUGCAGAAACAGGACAGCGGCUACGGCUCAGAUGUCUCAAGUGCAUCACCACGAUAUACCAAGGUUGCUGCUACGAGUCAGCCUUCAUCGCCCGCACCACCUCCGACGGCCACUGCAGAAACUGCAACAAAGAGUGCUUCUGGCGACGUCACUACUGUCAAAUCCCCUGUCGAUGCUGCGGAGGAUCGACAAAUGCCCAAAGAAAAGGUGCGAGACUCUGGCGCUUUGCUGAAGACGCCAGAGCCCCCUACAGUGAUUACCAAGAAGAAACGACUUUCUCCUUUGUCCAUCUUCCGGUCACGCAACCGUGCAGAGAAGAGGAAAAGCACCAUCGACAGUCCACCCAGUGUUGUGACAGCGUCCCCUCCGCAAAGCGUGCAAGGCAGUCCUAGCCCCACGAAAGCAUCUCCACGAACGCUGCAGAAAAGAAUGCCUGAGCACAACGCGAAGAAAUCAGGUUGGGAUAAGCCACGAAGCUCUUUGCAUUCUACGCGACAGAGUGGAAGCACAACAGCUGUGAAUGUGCCAGUUGUACCUGCCAAACAGAGCCCGGAAAUCAUGUCCCCACUGUCACUCACCAACGAUGUAAAGUCAGCCUCACCGGGUAAGAAAGCAUCUGAUGAAGAACCUGCGCCUACCAAGACCGGGACAAGCUUGUGGGCUCGAAGGAGAAAGAGUGCUGAUCCAAGUACGACACUCCACGAGCUAGCUGAAGAGCAACAGACUGUAGCGACUCCGCUGCCACCUACUUCGAACACUGCAGAAAGACGCCGAAGCAAGAGUCUAGCAGGACCUGGAACGCCUAUGGCUAAGCGUUGGGGCCCGGAGCCAACAUCAUACGCUAGCUGCAUGCGCAGCAGUGGGAACAACGCGAAACCAAAGUUGCUCAUAGCGUCUGAAGCGCAGCCCUUCGCGAGGACCCCGGACGCUGUUCCUCAGCAGAACGAACUGAGCAGUGCAACAGCGUCAGUGCCAAAGGCAGUGCGCAAAGCGAGUCUGCGCAGCAAGAAGAGUCGAGAGACAAUGGCAAAGUCCGUGACGAACGACGCAACCACUCCGUCUGCUGAGCGGCCAGCGUCUUGUCGUGCUCAGAAAUCCGUGGAAGACUUCUACCCAGAGUGGCAAGGCAAGCCCGCAUCAGAAGCAUCAUCACCUGCAGCGCUCGAAGCGCAGAUAGCCAAUGCGCUUCCCCCAGCCAUCUCGUACAAGUCGUCUAGAGCCGAUGCCAUUCCUCCGAUUCCUGAACUGCCAGCUGAUAUCGACGCGAUAAUAUGCAAGGCAGACCUUAUGAUAACGAAGAAAUUGAGAAAUAGCCCAAAGAUGUCUCCAAGGGCUUCUGCUAGGAACAGUGUUGACUCAGGCAGGAAGAAAUCAGAGGAUCAGAAUGCACAGCAAAUCUUCACUGAGGAUGAGCUCAAGAACAUGUUAUUCUCGCAGACCGUUGUUGGUGAGCCGCCGUUCGCAGAAGCGCCAGGCGAUAAUGAAAUUCCGGUCGAGGCAGAUAGCAAGCCUAUUCAUCGACGACAGUCCAGCGCUGAGCUUGCGAGCAACGCGGCAGAGGCUAGACCUGAAGCAAAGGCUGAGGCCAUGACAAGUGACGCUCAGCUCCGGCCGUUGUGGGAGCAGCAUUCGACUAAGUGGAGACAGCAUAAUACCAUUCCAGAGAGUGCAGCGGAGGACAAUCUUCCAGGAAAGGCGCCUGUCGAAAGCGAGACGACCAACGCCACGCAGAUCCCGUCGUCGCCCUCCAUUGUCAUCUCAAACUCUGCGCCACUCAGCUCAGACGACACAGCAAAGCGCAACAGCGCAGACCGGAAGCGUCGUUCAACCGUGCAUCAUUCCGGCCGCCUUUCCAGCGAGAGCGACAAAGAGAGCAACAACGACAACAACAGCAACCACGUGCGCCGCUCAUCCAGUAUCAUCUCCUCCGGCACAUACAACACAACAUCAUCCUCCAACCCAACAACAAACAGCAGCGAAACCUCCCACCGAACAAGCACAGCCACUGCCUCAUCCUACACAAGCAACAAUGGCAGCACAGCCAGUUUCGCAACCUCAACGGACACCAAUGCCAAAUACCUCCCAUACCGACCCGCAGACUCUGUCCACGCAGAACGCUCCCGCGCACUGAACAUGGCUCGCCGAUCAUGUCAGAUCAAAGCAUGGGAAAUCGAGAAUCUAAAAACAUCGUUGAAGACACCAGCUCCAAAGCCAAUAGAGCGACGUCCGAGCUUGCCGAAAUCUGGUGCUGCGAAAGAAGCGAUCGAUCGGUACUCUGGAGGUUUGAGCUAUAAUUGGACUCCCGAGUCGGGCAUUCGAGGAAGUGCCGGAACGCAGAAUUUCAAUGAGAGUGGAAAUAAGAAGCUGGGAGUGAAAAUGAGUCAGGAAUGGGGGCUUGACCUUACGGAUGUACCGAUCUUUUUGCAGAAGAGGAAGUGAGAAUGUUGACAUGUUUUAGCGAGAAGGCGUGAGCUCUGCCGCACAUGAUCGAUUCAGAGAUGGAUUUGGAGGCGUUGAGGGAAAAGAAAACAUAAAGCAGAGUGUGUACAGAAUGGAUGGAG